AUGUUUAGUAAAUACCUCGUAACUGCAUCUUCCCUCUUUGUGGCUUUGACCUCUGCAGCAUCUACCGUUGAUCUAGAUGCUCUGCUUCUUCUACCAGGGGUCGAGUCCCACGACGGCGUUGAUACUGUAUUUUCGACCAAAGACUUUUAUCAAGUGUCAUUCGUCAAAUCCAUUGCUCCUGCUAUCGUAAACAGCUCCGUAAUCUUCCACGAUGUUUCUCGUGGUGUGGCUAUGGGCAAUGUCAAGAGCAGAGCAAGUAUCUUCAACCCAGAGGAAACGUAUUACGAUUGGGAACAGUACCAAGUAGUAAAUAACGGAGACUGGCGAACCGAAUGGGCACCUGCCUCUGACUGCAUUUGGAGGGAGGAGAAGGAUAACAGCGACGAAACACCGGACAGAUUCCCCAUCUCGGUGCCAUAUAAUUGGACGUCACAGUACUCAAUUGUAGAUUAUGACACAGACGCUAACGAAGACAAUUUAGAUUUCAGGUUUAUUAAAUCAUUGCUAGAUAAGAAAAAUUGGUUGAAAAAAAUUAACCAGACUGUUUCCCAAUCCAGUAUUAUGGUAGCACCAAUGAUUAGGCCAUACAAUGUGGUCCAGCUUUGGUAUUCAAAAGAUAUGGUUUGGGCAAACGUCCAAAGACAAUAUUGUAGCGGUGUUUAUCCAGGAGGGACUCAAUGUAGCGCUUGGUCCAGGUACUACCAUGUUGAUGCACCCACCUGCGAUGAGCCUGUCGCCUCUUACAUGACCAAAAUGUUGGAAAAUGAGGUUCAGUGUCCCAAUGAGAGAAACGCAACUACCCUAGAGCCUCUCCGCCUGAAUAAGCAGGGAGACUCUGAUUUUUCUUUGACUUUCGAGGAAGAGGAAGAGGAAGAGACAGGAUCUAAAUCUCUUUGGAGUACAUUGAAAAAAAUUUUCUCUAAAAGAAGUAUAAGUUGA
This is a messenger RNA of Saccharomyces cerevisiae S288C, 939 nucleotides long. It is a transcript of the gene KTA1, whose product is annotated as K62 aerolysin-like protein KTA1. The coding region runs from base 1 to 939 and encodes 312 amino acids. NCBI's taxonomy places the organism in Eukaryota, Fungi, Ascomycota, Saccharomycetes, Saccharomycetales, Saccharomycetaceae. The record is from RefSeq and is marked reviewed. The transcript has a single exon.